GCUAGGAUACUGGAGUCUUGACUGAUUCGAUGUUUAUCCAUGUUCGCACAUCAUGAAAAUUGUAUUUUUUUUUAUGUCUGGCUGGUAAAUGAACAGUUAUGGUAAAAUAGGUCAACUUGGCCUGUAAAUUGUGUAAAUAAUCUGGAUAGCUCUCAACAAAAAGGUACUUGCUGUAGAUGUAACAGUGGACGUUAAUGGCUGCAGCCGGACUCUACAAAUUAGAUGUGGGAGACAGUUACCCCGCCAAUUGUUUUCCCGUCCGACCAUUGUUUCAUCAACGAAAAAAAGGGGCUGGUCACUGGCUGGUUGCUCACAGAAAUGCAGUGGAACAUAAAUACAAAAAUACACGAACUAAGAAAUCAGAGGGAAACAGUUUUGCCUCAAACUCAAUUGUGUCUGAGUGCACACGGGUUGAAGAGUGUGGUGCAUCAGAUAUUCCUGGCUAUACAUUGGAUGCUCCUCUCCUGUUGUCAUUGCAUUGUGUGGACAAGCCAUCUGACCUGUGUUCUGUUGACAUCAGUGAGCAGAGAUUGAAUUUGAUCAAUACAGAAGAUUUCCUGGAUUUUGAGAAUGUUGCUUAUGUCAACGCAUCUGACAACAGUCUUACCAUAGAGCCUUUUGGUAAAUUCCCCUCCCUGAGGGAACUUGAGCUAUCAUUGAAUGGCCUCUGCAAUGUGACACUCAAUGCGGAAGAUUUCCCUCACCUGGAGGUGUUGGAUUUGUCUUACAACAAUCUGUCUGGUGAUGACAUCAUGUCCAUUGGUCUACUUCCCUGUCUGAAAGUCCUUCAUCUCACCGGGAAUCAACUUCAGUUUCUUCCUCCCAACCUGGCAGCCCCUCCCCAUGGCCCCUCACAACGCGCAAAGGAUAAUGGCAUGCGAUUUCAAACUCUUGAAGUGCUGAUGCUAGAUGACAAUAAGCUGUCUUCUGGUGUCUUCAGCAGCCUUGCCAACCUGAAAAGGCUACAGCAUUUAAACCUGCAAGGGAAUCGUAUCUCAGAGGUACCAGAGUUGUUGCCGAGGAACCUGCAACAGAAGGGAUAUCUGCAACACCAGCAGGUGUUUCACAAACAAAAUUGUGACGUACAGGACCUCAGGAAUCACCGUGUCUCUGAGGGGUUAGAAACUGAAUACAUGAAUGCCCUCUCCGGCGUUCCGAAACACCAGCAUGAACAUAUCAAGAACAGUUCAGAGGAUGACUGUGGUCAAUCCAAAAACUAUUCCCCCAUUCGCAUAUCCCUUGACACUGAGGAAUUUUCUGGAGCAUACGGUUUGCCACUACCAGAGCUUUGUUUCCUCAAUCUMGCUGACAAUAAGAUUGUUGAGGAAGAAGCACUGUUGUCUGUGGCCCUGUUUCCUAUGCUCAGUGAGAUUGUUAUUCACUCCAACCCACUGACCACACAGAGAAGUGGUGACCCACCACUUCUGACAUACUUUCUCCAGGAAAGGUUGGGUAUUAGAAUUAGGCGCAAGAAGACAUCAGAAGUUGUGAAGCCCCCUUUGAUAUUAUGUAUUGACUCAAAACGAAAGGUAAAAACCAAAAUCCCAAAGGUAACAAAGGUGUCUUUAUUGAUUCUCCUUGAAGCACCUUGUAGUCCUGUCUUACAUGAUCCUGGCUCUCUGGAGGAGAAGCAUGUUGAAGAUCACUGUACGAAUCCUCUCUCAGUAGAGAGAAAGUCAACAGAAAAGUCUGGCUGUUCCUCACACGCAAUGGAUGAGGAAAAUAAACAGGAAUCCAUGGGAACUGCUCAUAGAGUCGAGGCAAUAGAGGAGGCAAUAGAAUCAUCAGAUGAUACCUUCCAAAAUGGAGAGUCAUUCUUUGUGACACAGGUGACAGAUUUACAUGAUGAAUCUGAAUACCAUCUGCUAUCUGACGAGACAGAAGAAGUCAAAGAGAUUGAGGAGAAAAAUGAGUCAAAUGCAAUUCCAGGAAAAUUCAGAGGCUUUGAAUUGCUAUUGGAUGCCAAACCAGAUCCAGACAUAGUGGAGCCUGUUGGACUACAACAUACUGUGAGAAUGUUGGAACAAAAACUCAAGAAUCUCCUAGUUUACAGAGAUUCCAAACCUAACCUUGAUUGCCUGCAGAAGCCAUAUGAAGAGAAGGAGAAAAGGAUUGGAAAUCUACCAUCUCUGAGACCAAGAAAGCAGAGAGGAGAAAGAGUUGAAGAGAUGCUCAUACAAAUAAACGAGAGGAAAACAAUCAGCGAAAUCCCUCUAACUAACGUCUUAGAAGGCAAGGGCGUCUUCAAGGAUGAGUAUGAAGAGGCUUUGACUUUGCUGAGGGAUAUGAAGAAAAGGUACAAGAUGGUUCACAUGAAGGCAGUGGAGCAAGCAACACGUAUUGAGUAUGAGAGGACCACCAACCACAAGUAGAGAUUCACAAACUCUGUUACUUUCAUGAAACAUGAACAUUAAACAGUCAACCAAACACUCGUCUUCCAAGUAAUUUAGGUGAAGAGAAUGAUCAGCUACAAAUUCUUUCUGGGCUGAAGGGAAAACGUUCUUAUUGAGUUUAUUUAGCCCAUCUAUGACAACUGGUAUGUAUAACAUUGUCAUCAUGCAUUUGUUUGUCUGUUUCAUUAUUAAAUAGCUCUGUUUCAACUUUAUUCAACCUUGACAAGAAGGUGACAGUGGAUCUUGCAAAUGGAGGCCGCUGUCACCCAGGCUUAUGGCAGAGUUUUGUAUUUCAGUGGGGUAUCAAUCAAAUCUGUUUMAAUAAAUUAGUUGGUAAAACAGUCUAACAAGGUGCCAAUGUGAUAUGGGGUGUCGUGUCAUCACUUCAACUUUGUGU
Salvelinus sp. IW2-2015 is the source of this 2790-nucleotide messenger RNA. It is a transcript of the gene xrra1, whose product is annotated as X-ray radiation resistance associated 1. Gene Ontology annotation, cellular component: nucleus. Gene Ontology annotation, molecular function: protein binding. Lineage: Eukaryota; Metazoa; Chordata; Actinopteri; Salmoniformes; Salmonidae. The record is from RefSeq and is a predicted model, not a curated record.